Nomascus leucogenys (northern white-cheeked gibbon) is the source of this 1307-nucleotide messenger RNA. It is a transcript of the gene PPIE, whose product is annotated as peptidylprolyl isomerase E. Gene Ontology annotation, biological process: protein folding; protein peptidyl-prolyl isomerization. NCBI's taxonomy places the organism in Eukaryota, Metazoa, Chordata, Mammalia, Primates, Hylobatidae. Gene Ontology annotation, molecular function: peptidyl-prolyl cis-trans isomerase activity; RNA binding. Gene Ontology annotation, cellular component: intracellular membrane-bounded organelle. The record is from RefSeq and is a predicted model, not a curated record.
GAAGAGGGCGGGCCGAGUGCUGGCUUCCGGCGGAAAAGCGCGCGAGCAAGAUGGCCACCACCAAGCGCGUCUUGUACGUGGGUGGACUGGCAGAGGAGGUGGACGACAAAGUUCUUCAUGCUGCGUUCAUUCCUUUUGGAGACAUCACAGAUAUUCAGAUUCCUCUGGAUUAUGAAACAGAAAAGCACCGAGGAUUUGCUUUUGUUGAAUUUGAGCUGGCAGAGGAUGCUGCAGCAGCUAUCGACAACAUGAAUGAAUCUGAGCUUUUUGGACGUACAAUUCGUGUCAAUUUGGCCAAACCAAUGAGAAUUAAGGAAGGCUCUUCCAGGCCAGUUUGGUCAGAUGAUGACUGGUUGAAGAAGUUUUCUGGGAAGACGCUUGAAGAGAAUAAAGAGGAAGAAGGGUCAGAGCCUCCCAAAGCAGAGACCCAGGAAGGAGAGCCUGCUGCUAAAAAGGCCCGGUCAAAUCCUCAGGUGUACAUGGACAUCAAGAUUGGGAACAAGCCGGCCGGCCGCAUCCAGAUGCUCCUGCGUUCCGAUGUCGUGCCCAUGACAGCAGAGAAUUUCCGCUGCCUGUGCACCCAUGAAAAGGGCUUUGGCUUUAAGGGAAGCAGCUUCCACCGCAUCAUCCCCCAGUUCAUGUGCCAGGGCGGUGAUUUCACAAACCACAACGGCACUGGGGGCAAGUCCAUUUAUGGGAAGAAGUUCGACGAUGAAAACUUUAUCCUCAAGCACACGGGACCAGGUCUACUCUCCAUGGCCAACUCUGGCCCAAACACCAAUGGCUCUCAGUUCUUCCUGACAUGUGACAAGACAGACUGGCUGGAUGGCAAGCACGUGGUGUUUGGAGAGGUCACCGAAGGCCUAGAUGUCUUGCGGCAAAUUGAGGCCCAGGGCAGCAAGGACGGGAAGCCAAAGCAAAAGGUGAUCAUCGCCGACUGUGGGGAGUACGUGUGAGGCGGCACUCUCUCUGCUUCCCCGUCCACUCUUGUCCCUGCACAUCCAGGAAGGAACUGCCAGCCUCAGAGGACGCAGCACCGAGGGUGCCUGUUUGAAGCAAGCAGCAUUUGGGAUAUGAGCCCUUCCUCAGGGUCCGCUUGGAGCAGCUCCUCUGCAGGCACAGCCUGGACUAUUCCCAAGGGUGGCUGUGGGCCCAGGAGCCAGCGCAGGUGCUCCCCUCCACCAUGGGCAGGCUGUGCAAAAAGCCACUGGCUUUUCUCAGCAUUUGCUGCUGGGCCUCUCCUGGGACUACCAGUGUGGCUGUUACGUGUUUUCUUUGCUAAAAUAAACCCUAGUUCUUAUACUGCU